Eubalaena glacialis (North Atlantic right whale) is the source of this 594-nucleotide messenger RNA. Its product is annotated as TMF-regulated nuclear protein 1-like. The transcript has a single exon. Lineage: Eukaryota; Metazoa; Chordata; Mammalia; Artiodactyla; Balaenidae. The record is from RefSeq and is a predicted model, not a curated record. The coding region runs from base 1 to 594 and encodes 197 amino acids.
AUGGCCCGGCCCGCCGGCCCCGGCGCGUCACCUCCGCCUCCGCUUCCCGCCGCCACUCCGGCCGCGCCGCCGCAUCGUCCGCCCGAAGCCCGGAGCCCGCCCCGGGACCCCUGGGCGCGGGGCGGGGCCGGCGCCGGGCCGGGGUCGCUCUGCGGGCCACGCGCGGUCCGGGGGCCGCGGCGCUCCGCUCGGUGGCGCGCGCGGCGGAGGAAUGUGCGCUCGGAGGCGCCGGGCCGCGUCCCCUCCUCCCUGCGGCUGUGCGGGGGGCGGAGGGACUCCUUUGUGGGGGCAGGAAUGCGAGGAAGGAGACGGCGCUGCGGCCUCUGGAAUGUGGGGGGAGUGGCGGCGGCGGAGCCGCGGUGUCCGCGCUUCGCCGCGAGCUCGGAGGGGCGCGGAGCCUGGGCUGGGCCGCCGGGGCGUGCGGCUUGGAGCUGGCGCUCGAGUGGCGGAGCGGCCAGCUGUGGCGCCGCGGGGCGGGGGUUGGGGCGGCCCGGGCUCCGUUGUGCGCCCCGACCGUCGGGCCUCUGGAAAGAUCCCGUAUCCCCGCGGGCUGAGCUGGAGGCGGCUCCCCCAGUCCCGGCCAGCGAAAUAUGA